Messenger RNA from Kockovaella imperatae, 1968 nucleotides. RefSeq lists its product as hypothetical. The coding region runs from base 1 to 1968 and encodes 655 amino acids. Gene Ontology annotation, cellular component: endoplasmic reticulum. Gene Ontology annotation, molecular function: protein O-acetylglucosaminyltransferase activity. Gene Ontology annotation, biological process: protein O-linked glycosylation via mannose. Lineage: Eukaryota; Fungi; Basidiomycota; Tremellomycetes; Tremellales; Cuniculitremaceae. The transcript is spliced from 8 exons. The record is from RefSeq and is a predicted model, not a curated record.
AUGCCUGGAGGCGUUUCUCUUCCUGCAUACCUCUCUGGCUCAUCUUCUUCACCUCCACGAUCUCCGCAUCCUGCUCCUCCAAGUGGAUUCUCUUCAUUCUUCGCUCCGAAUCCUUCGCAUACCUCGGGACCAUCAAGGCACCGAGUGUUUAGGCCAACGAGGAGAGAUAUCCUCUUGUGUCUAUUGACGCUUUUCUUAUCCUACUUGUUGUUUCAUCCUUCUGAUCACUCCCUUCCCCCUCGACGAAACUCCCGACCGAAACCCAGCGCCAGUGAUAUCUCAACGUCUGGAUCCUUGAAAACUGGUGAAGAUGGCAGGAUAGGCUUCGCGGAUCGAUUAUCCGGCGUCACGAAAUGGGGAUCGUUAUUCUCUGGUGGUGGAGGAUCUGGAUCUGGAGAAGCUUAUGAUCAUGAUGAUGAGUCGAGUCUUAGCUGCGCUGUUGGAUCUCUCGCGCACGAAAAGACUUUUGGAGAGAGCGUUCAAACUCAUGGAUUCAUCAAGGCCCCUGCAUUAGGUGACGGUGAUGCAGAGGAUGAGGGAGAAGACUCCUCAGAUGCCGUCGUUGCGGAUGGAGAUGGUGAAGAUGAUGAGAAUGAUACAUUAGAUGGGAGUGCGACUGUAUUGAAAGGAUUCCAACCCGGCUGGACAUUGGUGGACAAGCUGUAUCUGUAUAAUGGAAGCUUUUACGUCGUAACUGACGAUCGUGAACAAUGGCCCGAACUGCGCCUUAUGACGUCGACAGGUCUACCUGCCAAUGGAGACCCCGGGAAUGAGGAAGCUAGAGAACCGAAAGGGAACGAGAUCCUCUUCAUCACUCCUGCUCAUGCUGCCAAGCUGUGGGGACAUAGAGUGUACCAAAUGGACGGUACGACAUGGCUCUUCAACGAUGGGCAAUUCAUCGACCACUACUAUCACUUCGUGGCUGAAUUACUCAUGGGCACUUGGCGAACGUAUUGCAGUCUAGACCCAGAUAUCACCGCGGCGGGAGAAACGUCUCUACCUCCACCGAAACGUAUCUGGUUCCUGCACCAAGCCGUGAAUGAGUGGCGAGAUCGUCCUCGAUUCAAUUCUCUCGUCUUGUUCGCCCUCUUUCCUUCGGUCUCGAUACUCUACCCUGAAGACUUUGCAGACAUGGCCGUCAUGACGGCUUCAACUCGACCCAAGGCUUUCGUCUUCGAACGCGCUCUGUUGGCCGACAGAUCCGCCGCAUUCCGAGGUCAAUGGACAGCGCCUACAUCUAGAACCGUGGCAUCGGCACUUCAAGUGGGCAAAACCUCUCGUUGGUGGUGGGAACCUAUUCGUCGACAGAUAUUGAGGUACUCUGGGGUCUCUGAAGAUGUCAUUGCGCGAAACUUGGAAGGGUACGGAUCCAUCGAUCCGGCCAUGCUCGGUGCCGUCAAUACACAUGGGGUGGCUGUAGGUGAUAGCGGUAUCAAAGCGGGUUUGAGUAUCGGCGCGGGGUUGGACACGGUCGAGCCACUGGCUCCGCCUGGAACGUACACGCCAAUCGUGACGUACAUUUCUCGACAGAAGUCCAGACGACACUUGACACCUGAAUCUCAUGAUAAUCUCGUCAGCGCAUUACAGAGACGAGCGCAAAAGGCAAACUUUGAAUUGAUCAUUGUGGAAGCGGAACACAUGACAAAGGAGGAACAAGUAGCAUUGGCCGCCAGGACCACGAUCAUGCUCGGCGUCCAUGGGAACGGGUUAACUCAUCUCGUCUGGAUGCCGGCGACGCCUCGAAGUGCAGUAAUAGAAAUGUUUUUCAAAGGUGGAUUCGCAAGGGAUUACCAAUGGACAGCCCAUGCGCUCGGUAUCAGGCACUUCGCGUUCCAGCAUGAUCAGUUCUUCACUGCGCCGAAUCUACCUAACGUGGACUAUCCAGAAGGUUUCCAAGGAGAACAAAUCACAGUGGACGGGGAAAAGGUGGCAGAUGUGAUUGAAGCGAGGCUAGCAGGGAGGUUGUGA